GUGUAGCCCUGUAUCAGUCUGUAGCUAUAAGUUGGCGCGGACUGUGCGCACGCGCAUAUAGGAGUUUUUCAUUUUCACGUAGUAUAAUUCGUUUUGGUGGUGUUUUGAAAUUGUGAUAUAAAUGUUCGUUUAUAGGAUUAAUGUAUCUACUUGAACGGUUCAGUAAUCAUGCUCAGAUAAAGCUCACCUAAGGCACUUCAAUAAGGUCUUCAUAAAAUUCAGUCAAAAUGUCAGAACAAAGCACAGAGGGGUUCAACCUCGAGGGUAUACUCAGCGAGCUCGGCAGCUUCGGGAAGUACCAGCUGCUACUGCUGAUGCUGCUCGCCUUCCGGGACUCCUUCCUCAUGAUGUGCAAUUUUAAUUAUGUGUUCACGGCCGCUGAUGUGCCCUUUCGGUGCAUCCAACCGUCCAAUAGCACACUACCGUGGGUCGACUUCCCCACGCAAGAUGGCGCCACGUGCUACAGGGGAAACGCCAGCUCGCCGGACCCCUUGCGGGUGCAGUGCGAAACGGUGGUUUAUGAGAACUACAAUAGCGUAGUUGCUGAGUUCGACUUGGGCUGCCAGCCGUGGAAGGCUACGCUCAUAGGCACGGUGCAUAACCUGGGACUGGUGUUCUCUUUCAUACUGUCCGGGUUUAUCUCGGAUCGAUACGGUCGCAAAGUGGUUAUAGUAGCUACUCCAUUAGUAGUGGGUGUGGCCGGGCUACUGAAGUCGUUCGCGGCGGACUACUGGACGCUAGUCGCGUUAGAGUUCCUGGAGACAGCACUGGGCUAUGGCAACGCGUCUAUGGUACUCUCGCUGGAGGCGGUGAGCCACUCGCAGCGCGUGGUGUUCGCGUGCCUGUCGGACACGCUGGCGAGCGCGGGCGGCGCGUGCUUCGGCCUGCUCGCCUGGCGCGUGCCCUACUGGCGCCACCUCAUGCGCGCCAUCUACGCGCCGCUGCUCGUUGUGGUGGUGUACAUCUUCGCAGUGGACGAGGGCGUGCGGUGGCUGGUGGCGCGCGGGCGGCGCGCGGAGGCGGCGCGCGUGCUGCGCAAGGUGGCCAAGGUCAACAACGUGACGCUGAGCGCGCCCGCGCGGGACUCGCUGGCGCGCAUCGCCGCCGCGGAUGACGCGUGCACGCCGCCCCCGCCGCCCGCCCCCCGCGCGUGCGGCGUGCGCGCGGCGCUGCGCUCCCGCGCGCUGUGCGCCCGCGCCGCGCUGCUCGCCGCCAGCUUCGUGUGCUGCUCCUUCGUGUUCAGCGGCGCCAUACUCAACUCCGUCACCAUCUCCUCCACCAAGUACCUCAACUUCUCCAUCAUGAUGCUGGUGCAGGUGCCGACACGGCUGGUGACGGCGCUCACUCUGACGCGCUUCGGCCGCAAGCUGCCGAUCUGCAUCGCGUACUGCUUCUGCGCUGUGUUCUUCAUGGCCUCCGCUUUUGUGCCUAAAUCGCUGUGGUGGGCGACGCUGGCGCUGUACAUGGCGGGCAAGAUGUGCAGCAGCUACGGCAUCUACUCGAUGCACGUGCUCGCGCUCGAGCUGUUCCCGACGCGCGCGCGCAACUCGCUCACCAACCUCGCCAACACCGUCGGCCGCCUCGGCUCCGUGCUCGCGCCGCAGACGCCGCUGCUGGAGAGCUACCUGCCGGGGCUGGCGAGCAUGACGUUCUCGCUGGCGGCGCUGGGCCCCGCGCUGCUGGCGCUGGCGCUGCCCGACCCCGCGCGCGCCGCGCUGCCCGACCGCCUCGACGACGCCGAGCGCCUCGCCGCGCCCGCCCCGCAGCCCGCCGCGCAGCUCGCCCCGCAGCCCGAUACGCAGCCCCACCCGCCCAGCCACGAGACCGUCAAGGAGCGCUUGUGAGCUUGUGAGAGGGGCAGGGAAUAGUGAACACUUCUCCGUGCUCAAGUGAUUGGUGAAAGGAUUCAGGUUGAGGCGAGACUGCCGAGAACCACUUGUGAAGGGGGGAAGGGGUAGUGAAUAUUGAACAUUUUACUAUUCUUAUUGAUUGGCAAAUAAGUAAAUAAUUAAUGCGCGAUCUGCAUCUCCCCAGUAUCGUAUUCUCGCUCGCGCGAUGCGGCGGCUCUUUCAUUCACAGCUGCAUUACUGAUGAAGUUUUAGAUGACGAACUACUUGACAGGAAGAAUAUUGUUACUCUGGAGACCGUGAAGGAAAGUCUCAUUAAAUGGUAUGGCGGAAGGGAGAAGUGACGAAAAUCAUAGUUUGAUGUAUCAACAGUAAUGAUGUGAAAUUUUAAAGAACAGAAAAAAUUCAUCACGAAGCGGAAUUCGAGCCCGCGUCAUUUUUCCAAAAGGUAGCAAUACCUAGCCUCUCGUCCAGCCGUUGUCCCACCUCAGCAAUGAUGGUUAAGUUAGUAAACUAUAGUGGCACGCACUAGUAACUAGUAAGCAGCUUGAGCGCGUUACGAUACUGGUUAAGCUCACAGACACUGUAAGAAUGGAUGG
Molecule: messenger RNA, 2446 nt
Organism: Zerene cesonia (dogface butterfly)
Lineage: Eukaryota; Metazoa; Arthropoda; Insecta; Lepidoptera; Pieridae
Product: organic cation transporter protein-like
Exons: 11
Coding region: 228-1844 (538 amino acids)
Biological process (GO): transmembrane transport
Cellular component (GO): membrane
Molecular function (GO): transmembrane transporter activity
Source: RefSeq, a predicted model, not a curated record